GUCACCAAAUUGUCAGGCGAGCCGGGUGGUUGUUAAGGAAAUCCCCCUCAGUCUGUCAGAACGCCCAGCAUGGCGCAACGCGAUUUGCCUAAAUUUCCCCAAACUUGACUUGCCCGAGCACGAAAAUCAAGAUGCAGCAGUUUUAAAGCCAAGCGCACGUGCGCUGUCCAUUAAAAUAGCAUGCGUGGUGACAAAAGCAUACAGAGAACAUCCAAAGCUAGAUCUCCAAAAUUCUCUGUAAAAAUGUCCCCUUUAAAGCCAAAACAUUCCUGGAGGGCGCCUGAUGUUUUUGUUUCGUUUGUCCUCCUGAACUCCAUGCUGGCUGUGGCGGUAAAGGUUGGAGGUGAGGGGUGAAAGGUCACUGUCAGGAGCCAACCCACCCCUUGACCCCCAAAAGCUACCAACCCUAAACCCACCUCUUCACUCAUCUCGGUCCCGAAACAGACGGGACCGACUGGAAGUGUGACAGAGUGAUGGAUGGACGGCGGGUUAAUACAGGCACACACGCACACGCACACACACACACACACCAAAGCCCAAAGGAAGGAAGGAUGACUAGAGCACACUUUGAGAGAAAAAACUGGAAAGCCGUAACGAGUGACAGAAACGACAAGGAGGAAAGGGGGGUGGGAUUGAGAGGAGGGUGGAGGGGGCUGCUAGUGGAUGGAGAGGAGGAGGAGGAAGAGUGGGUUGAGAGGAGGUCACGUGACCACACAGCAGCUGCAAGACUGAGGGAGAGAGAGAGAGACAGAGAGAGCAAAAGAGAGAGAAAGUCACAGAGGAGCAGAGACGACAAACAGGAGGAAGAGUGAGCAGGAGGGGGUGGGAAGUAACAAAGUCCGAUUGCUAUACUGAAGUGGAUUUGUCAGCUAUCGACACUGAGUAUCUGCACAUCUACUGAAGCAUGAGCCAUGAGUCCACCAAGUCGGCGUCUUUAGGAAUGGUCUCCACGGCGACUCGCACCACGGCCACCGUCAGUCCCCUUAGCCCUCUGACCAAUGGGAGCGCUCUCGCCCAGUCUGCCAGCUCUGGAUUCGCCGCCGCCCUGCGCAAACUGGCUAAACAGGCUGAGGAUCCCCGAUGUGAGUUGCAUGCUUCGGCCCUCAGCGGUGAGUCGUCGCCUGUGUCGUCGUCACCUGCCACCAGCCACAGCUCGCCGGUCAGCACCCCCAAGCGCGCCACACUAGGGCCCCUCUUGGCCCAGUCCCGGGGCCACGCCGUUGCCUCGAGCACCCCUCCCGUGGUCACCAUUGCUCCCACCAAGACCAGCAACGGUCUGUGGAGGGCCGACGGGCGACAGGUGGAACAGAGCGCUGCGAGGCUUGGGGGCGGCAGGGAGCGGGCAUCCGCCGACAACGCUCAUACACAGCACGACAAGAGGACCCCGCCCGUACCCCCGUCUCACCUGCUGGCUCACCACUUUGGACUCACACCCAGCUCGGUCAUGCAGGAUCCCCGCAUGCAAAGCCUCAGUUUACCUGGGCAGAUGCACCCUGCGGCUCCCUCAGGCAACAUCCCUGAGGAUUACCUGAGAUCGCUGCGUCCCUUCGCCACCCCCGACGACCUGCGGCUGACCUCUGUGCCUCUUGGUCUGGACCAUUCUGCCGCCGCCGCUCAUGCUGCCGCUGCCGCCGCCGCUGCUGCUUACUACCACCCAGGCUUCCUGCACCAUCCUUUGUCUUUACCCAGGAUGGAGGAAUCCUUGUGUCUGUCAGCACUGCGGUCACAGUUCUACUCUGUACCUGCCGGGGCAGCCUUCCCCGCUCUGCACGCCUCUGGCCUUCACUUGCACCUGCCUGGAGCUCGCUACCCCGGAGAGCUAAACCACAGCGUACUAGUCGAGAGGCUGCAGAUGGAGAAUGAGCUUCGCCAACGAGAGAGGGAAAAAGAGAGAGAGGAGGAAAGGGAGCGAGAGCUGGACAGACAGAAGGAGAGGCAGAGGGACAGACAGCAGCAGAUGGUCAGGGCUGCGGAGGGCCACGGAUACCUGGCCGAAAGGGCGACUCAGAGGGCGCCGUCGCUGGAGGACAGGGCCAGGCUAGUGGAGAGGCUGACCCCCAACAGACUGGAUAAAGCCAAGGAAUCGGAUCUCCCAUCGUUCCUCUCGCAUAAACCUCUGCCCUCCUCCAGGGGCUCUGUCCCACACCUGCUGCCCAGUCUGGUGCCUACUCACCUGGGCAAGCAUCACGUGGUGGGUGGUGUCAACGGAGCUGCCGCCACGACUCACAGGGCCAGCGAGGAGGCCUGGAUGAAGGACUGCAAUAGAAUUGGCCAUCCUAACCAAGGCAUCAAAGAUGCACCACCCUCCCUGGGUGCACCGCCUCCUCUCAUCUCCCCUAAACCUCCACAAACCACACUGUGGAACCCCGCCUCUUUUGUGGACCGCAGAAAGCCCAUCCCGCCGAUUCGUCCCCCUCCCAGCCUGACCAGAGCCGACCGACCCGACCUGAGCUGGGAGGAGAAGAUGGAGGAGGGAGCCCGGAGGAGGCCGGAGGCUCACGAGAGGUAUCCCUCUGCGAGGGAGGAGGCCUGCUUGUCCAACAAGACCGAGCAGGACCUCCUCCAGAGGCGCCAGGCCAACAACCUCUACCUGAGGCUGUGCGCGCCCCUGUCAGACCCCAACGCCGGCAGGGAGCGGCAGAGGGACAGCACGCUGGUGUACGACGAGGCACUCCAGCAGCAUCGGCGACUCCUCAGCAAGCUGGACCUAGAGGAGCAGAGAAGAAGGGAGGCACGCGAAGGAGGUUAUUACUAUGACUUGAACGACUCGUAUGACGAGAGCGACGAAGAAGAGGUGAAAGCCCAUCUGAGGAGAGUGACGGAGCAACCGCCCCUUAAACUUAAUACGUCCUCUGAGAAAGUGGACUUCCUACGCAUGUGCGGACUGGUUACCCGGGCUCAUCGCGACGAGCUCCUGCAGUGCAAGAAGAGGAAGCGAAGGCGGAUGAUGAGGGAACGCAGCACCUCGCCACCACCUGUCGUGCGGGGGAAGCGGAAGUCUCCUCCUUUGCCGGCCGCCGCACUGACCACCACGUACACCGCAGAGCAGAUGGACAGUGCCCCCGAGCUGCAGGAGAAGAAGGACUUUCUGCGCGCCUUUAAGCUCUCCCACGUCAAUGCUCAGCAACGAAGAGACAAAGAGAAGACUGAGGAGCUGCUGAAGGCCAUCGAGAAGAAAAUUGUGACGCUGGAUACGCUCCGAUACAACUCUGUAUCUCCAUGUAGCAGCAGCCCCCCUGCUGCCACGUCCUCAAUCGGAGAGUCAUCAUCAGCUAUACCUUCUUGUCAGUCAAACGGACAUCUUUAUCCAGACUCGCCAAGCCCCUCCCCUCUACAUUCACACAGAGCCAGACAUGUCCCCCACAACGACACUGUCAGGCAGCCGCCUCCACCCUUGGCGCCCCAUGACAAAGCGGCAUUCGCAGAGGCGCCACGGCCCAACAAGAAGCUGCAGCUGGUCCACAACGGCCACUUAGUACCUCCUCUGAAAAAAGAGCCCGGUGCGGUGGUGAAUGGUCGUGUCCAGCCCCGGGAGAAGUUCACAACCAAUGCCUUUGCUCAGCAUUUCCACCAGGCUGUGCUACAGUCCACACAGCACAAAGGGGUCUCAAAGCUGACCAAGGCUGAAAGCUCGCUGCCUCGCGACCCCUCCCCGCAGAAAACGCUUCAUCCGAAUCACGCCGCCCAGCGCGCUAACGGCCAUGGCACCCAUUUCCAUCAAGACAGUCAUGGGAAGCAACUGACCGACGUGGACGUAGAUGAGGGUGAAGACUCAUCUGGGGAUGAUGAUGAGGAGGAGGAUGAGGAACCCCCAAGGAAAUGGAAGGGCAUUGGAGCAAUUUUUGAGGCCUAUCAGGAGUAUGUGGAAGAGCGGAGUGUUGAAAGGCAGGUUCUUCACAGUCAGUGUAAAAGAUUGGAAGCGCAGAACUACAAUCUUAGCAGAACAGCAGAGCAACUCUCUCUCACCAUGGCGGAGCUGGUGAGCCAGAGACAGCGGGUGCGGGAGGAGCGUGACAAGCUCCACGCCCAGCUGGAGCACUUCAGGCGGUGUCUGACGCUACCCAGCAUACAUUGGGGCAACGCCCAUGCACCCAGGUGACCUCGAGACUCGAUGUCUCCAAAGACUACUUACUGGCUUUGCACUUAAAGUCAAUCCUUUUUACUCAAGCUACCCAAAAGAUUGGAGGUGGGUCAAAGUCAUAACCAGAUCUGAAGAGUUUGCACCCUUUCCAUGGAUCUAACCCAGUGCUCCUGAACCUUUAUUAAGCCAGGGCACAUAUUUUAUAUUUAAAACAAAAUGUCACAACACACCACCAAACAAAAACGUCAGGCACGUUGUACCUUCUGCCAUCUAGUGGAAGGGCCUUUAAUUGUUCUGCCUGUCACUCUACGUCUUCAGCGUAUAAAAAAACAGCAAAGAUACAUUACAUAAUCCCGUUAUUUGCAGUUCAUUUUACAUUUUCAUUAGAGACCCAGGCUAAUCGUAGUCCUUCUCCAAUGUAGCAUCGCGUACAAAUUACCUCCCAAAAUCCAUCCAUCUAUUUUCUGAGCACUUUUUCAAAUUUCCUCUGACCAAUUCCUAUUUACACAUGCCUUUUUCGCCAUCAUGUGGAGCAUAGGAAACAAAAAACGCUAUCAGUCAAUUUUCUAGCAAGAAAAAACACAGAUAAGGGAUUUGACAAAUACCUCAAAAAGCAGGGAAUUACUGGAUUCCAAGUGAAUAAAUAAUCUUGGGCACAAUUAAGUGAAAUUAGAUCAUUUCCCGUACCACACUUGAUAAUCUCAUGGAACAGUGGUUGGAAAUCGUUUGGGUAAAACAAAUAUUUUCAAUACACAUGACCAGGCUGAAUGGUCAAAGCACACUUUGGGCCUUAAAACAUAAAUGGGAUGCACUUAAACAUGAAACACUGGCAGAAAAACAUUCUUUCAAAACAGAAGACAAGUAUCGAACGUUUUUGGGGGGGGCUUCAUAUAUUUAACAAUGGUACUUGUGAUAGAUGAAGAAUUUUUGUGAUUUAAUUUCACACAAAAAAAAGAGACAGAGAAGCCAUACGGUGUUUUUUAAAAUGCUGCUGGUCAGGAAAAAAUAAAUAAAAUGAAGGAUGUGAUAGCAUUAAUUUAUUAAUUGUUGGGGAGCUGGUUGCCAUGACAACUGUAUGACCAUACUACCUUUACAUGCGGAUAGAACUUGAAGAAACAUCCAGUUAGCGUCAACAUUGUUGUCCAAACUUUCUGUUAUCACCCAACAUGUAUAGCAUAUAAUUUGCCUUUUAAUUUGAAAUAAUUUAUUAUCUCAGAUGGACAAUGUCAACAAUAGAAACGUGCUUAUUUGUUUGAAUCAGCUGUUAUCUAAUGUAUGUUGGGGGACGAUUGGGGGGGGACUGUAUAUUUGCAGUGAAUUAUUUAUUGACAUAUUGCUGUACUGUACAUGAAAAUAGAAAUUUGCAUUAAAAUGUUGCUUCGUUAUUCUAUUUACAGUUGGUUAUUUUUGGAUCUCCUGAUGACAUCAACGCACAACAUAAAGGAACCAUAAAUGAUGGCCUAUUUAUUCUGUUAUUUUAUUUGUUAGCUUGAAUGCCUCCCACUCUCCCCGUAAUAAUUAUGAAUCGUUAUUGUUCAUCAUGUUUUAAAGGAAGAACCAAACCUGA
Messenger RNA from Syngnathus typhle (broad-nosed pipefish), 5648 nucleotides. Its product is annotated as genetic suppressor element 1-like. NCBI's taxonomy places the organism in Eukaryota, Metazoa, Chordata, Actinopteri, Syngnathiformes, Syngnathidae. The record is from RefSeq and is a predicted model, not a curated record. The transcript is spliced from 17 exons. The coding region runs from base 905 to 4099 and encodes 1064 amino acids.